AUGGACCCAAAACUAAAGCGCGUCAUCGAGCUCAUAGAGUCAAAGAAGAAGCCAUCGCAUCCUUGGAAGCGGCAGGAACGCUAUGAUCAGCCUUACUAUUCUUUCUGGGCCCAACAUGUUGAAUGGAAGGAGACUUUGCCUUCGAAAAGCAGCUCGGCAUCCCCCAUCGUUCCGAGAUUCUUGAUUCUAUCCUGGAACAUUGAUUUCAUGUUUCCAUACACGGAGGAGCGCAUGAUUGCCGCUCUUAAACAUCUGGAGUCGCACGUCAAUGCCAGUUCAGUUCCGGCCAUCAUCAUGCUUCAGGAGAUGCUAGAAUCCGACCUGACCCUAAUCAAGGGCCAGCCAUGGGUUCGUACCAACUACAAUCUGACCGACAUCGAUGCCAAAUAUUGGGAGUCCGGACACUACGGCACCUGUACAUUGAUUCCCAAAGCGUUACCCAUCACCUCCGUCUUCCGAGUUCACUAUGAACAGACUGCCAUGGAGCGAGACGGUCUGUUUGUCGACCUCGAUUUCGGCAACAGUCAGAUCGUCCGGAUCUGCAAUACUCACCUUGAGUCGUUGGUUGCCGACCCGCCCAUACGACCACAUCAGCUCGCAACAUCUGCAACCCACAUGCAUGACCCAGAGGUCAGCGGCAGCGUGCUCGGUGGAGACUUGAACGCGAUUCAGCCCUUCGACAAGACACUUCAUUCGGACAACAAUCUCCAUGACGCCUAUCUGACCCUAGGUGGAAAGGAGGAUAGUGAUGACGGGUAUACGUGGGGCCAGAUGGCGCCAGUCAAACUCAGAAAGAUGUUUGGGUGCAGUCGAAUGGACAAGUUGUUCUUCUGCGGACAUCUCAAAUGCGAAAAGUUCGAGAGGUUUGGUCUUGGGGUCCAAGUCGAGGAUGAGCAUGUCCGGGAAGACUUGAUCAAAGAAGAAGGCCUAGAGGCGGGAUUCGUCACGGACCACUUGGGCGUCAGGGCCGAAUUCAGCGUCCUCCCAGAGGGGGAUGCCAGUUCAAAGAUCUGA
Molecule: messenger RNA, 1014 nt
Organism: Rhinocladiella mackenziei CBS 650.93
Lineage: Eukaryota; Fungi; Ascomycota; Eurotiomycetes; Chaetothyriales; Herpotrichiellaceae
Exons: 1
Coding region: 1-1014 (337 amino acids)
Biological process (GO): double-strand break repair
Cellular component (GO): cytoplasm; PML body
Molecular function (GO): 5'-tyrosyl-DNA phosphodiesterase activity; single-stranded DNA binding
Source: RefSeq, a predicted model, not a curated record